AUGACAAAAUAUGUUACCAAAAGUGAACUACCAGAUGUAUUCCAAAUUACGGAACAAGAUAUUUAUCAAAAUAAUGUUAUUGCAAGACGCCUAGGAUCUAUGGAACAAAUGAUGCUUCUUUUAGGGAAACAUAUAUGUCAUAGUAGCAUUGAUGUACUUUAUUUACCUACAAACCCCCCUGAAACAAGAUCUCAUACUGUUUUGCCUAUUUAUAUGAUCAAUAAUAAUGAAAGCAACCCAUACUGGUCAGACAUGAUAGAAAAAUAUUUUGCUCGCCCAACUACCCCCGAAUUCAAUCAAUUAACCUAUCCAGACUACUGGAAAUGCUACAAAGUUAUACAAACAAAAAAUAUCUUAAAAUACUGUAACACACUUGUAGAUCAAAAUAAUUAA
Messenger RNA from Ambispora leptoticha, 393 nucleotides. The record is from the annotation of a GenBank genome assembly. NCBI's taxonomy places the organism in Eukaryota, Fungi, Glomeromycota, Glomeromycetes, Archaeosporales, Ambisporaceae.